Ascochyta rabiei is the source of this 762-nucleotide messenger RNA. RefSeq lists its product as uncharacterized. The record is from RefSeq and is a predicted model, not a curated record. Lineage: Eukaryota; Fungi; Ascomycota; Dothideomycetes; Pleosporales; Didymellaceae. The transcript is spliced from 4 exons. Gene Ontology annotation, molecular function: transmembrane monodehydroascorbate reductase activity. The coding region runs from base 1 to 762 and encodes 253 amino acids.
AUGGCAUCAGCGACUGGGAUACCUCCAAACGCAGCUGCGGCGCGGGGACAGAGUGAAGAGGAGCCGCUUCUGGGCCGGAGAGGCGAUGCGAGUCAACCUGAUGGACAGCCUCUGUAUCAAAAUCUUUGGACAGGCACUGCAGCUAUUGCACAAGGAGGCAUAUGGAUCCUCGCAGCCAUCGUCUGGGGGAGUAUCCUAUCUCAAAAGCUCAUCUUCUUCUCUGCUCAUCCGCUUCUCAAUUCGGCCGGCUUCCUCCUGGCCAUUCAAGCCGCACUCGUCCUCCAGCCGACACACACCCCUGAACAAAAGCGCUCCGGCACACUCGCCCACGUCCUCUUCCACGUUGGUGGCGCAUCCGCCUUGACCGCCGGUCUUGUCAUCAUCGAGUUGAACAAAGCGGGCCCGGGGCACGAGCAUUUCAAGUCGCCUCACGCAAUCCUCGGCCUCACGUUUUACAUCCUGGUGUACAUCCAGGCCAUCGUUGGGUUCACGCAGUACUACACUCCGAGCCUGUAUGGCGGUGUCGACAAGGCGAAGAGCAUCUACAAGUAUCACAGGAUUAGCGGCUACGUGAUUGCGACGCUAGGUCUUGCGACUAUAUGUGCAGCGACAUGGACAACGUACAAUCUGAAUUUGGCGCACAUGCAGCAUUGGGCAGUCAUUGUUGCAAGUGUGCUCGUGCUGGCCGGCACUGUGCCGAGGAUCAGGUUGAGCAAGUUCGGCCUGAAGAAGGACGAGGGGCAGAUCAGGCUGCAGUCGUAG